UCCGGAGCCCUUGAGUGCCUGGCCAAGGGCACUGGGGAUGGGGCCUGACUGGAGCUCGGGAGAGGCGGGAGAUUAGAAGGCAAGCAAGGCGAGGGGGGCAGUCUGGGAUGGAGACAGAGGAGUAGCAGCUUGGAGUCGCCUGCAGGAACUAAUGCUGUGAAGGUGCAAAGCUGCUACCUCGCAGGAACAGGGGUUCCUGUUCAAUUUGAGCUAGUUUAGCUGUGAAACACUGAAAUAAUGAAACCGCUUUCUCCGACCCGGAGUCCCACCGUCCCCCAUCUGGCAUGGUUGGGAGGUGAAGGCAGACGCAUCUGGAGGACACCCCCCGAGGCCUUGGACGGGAGCGGGAGGGCGGCUCUGGGGGAGCGGUGGUGGAAGUGCGGACUCCAGCGGCAUGGCUUCCAAGCGUCCUUCUGCCGGGCAGCUCGCCGAGUGACCUUGGGCGGUUGCGCGGCCUCAGCUUGCUUCACCCACCGCAUAAAAUAGUUGCUAAGAUAAAAUGGAAUGGGGAGGCAGUCCGCUGACCCUAAUUCGCCAGGAAGAAAGAAAUGGCACUAAACUCAUUGAACCUAUUGGCUGUCUGGCCUUCAGGCAAAAGCACACUCUCCCUGAUUUGCCUUAUGAUUAUGGUGCCCUGCAGCCUCAUAUUAGUGCAGAAAUUAUGCAACUUCACCACAGCAAACAUCAUGCCACUUACGUAAAUAAUCUGAAUAUUGCUGAAGAAAAAUAUAAAGAGGCCUUGGCAAAAGGAGAUGUGACUGCUCAAGUGUCCCUUCAGCCAGCUCUGAAGUUCAAUGGUGGAGGUCACAUCAAUCACACUAUUUUUUGGACAAACCUUUCUCCAAAUGGUGGAGGGGAGCCCCAAGGGGAGUUAAUGGAGGCCAUUAAGCGUGAUUUUGGCUCCUUUGGGAAUUUCAAGGAGAAAUUGACAGCUGUUUCAGUUGGAGUGCAAGGCUCAGGAUGGGGAUGGCUAGGCUUCAGUAAAGAGCAAGGCCGACUGCAGAUUGCUGCCUGUGCCAACCAGGAUCCUCUCCAAGGAACCACAGGUCUCAUUCCCCUUCUAGGAAUUGACGUAUGGGAGCAUGCAUAUUAUCUCCAGUAUAAAAAUGUUAGACCUGACUAUCUGAAAGCUAUCUGGAAUGUGAUCAACUGGGAAAAUGUAUCCUCAAGAUAUACAGCUUGCAAAAAGUAAAACAGGAUUCUUGUGCAGCCUAGAGCAAGAACCUUGAUGUUCCCUUGAUAAUUUUUAUACUCAUAGUUAACAAGUUUACUUGAUAAUUGCACCACUUGAAAAUAUUCUAGCCCAUCAAAAUGCCCACCUCUGCACAGUGAAGCUAAAUGUUUGUCUUAUUUGGUGAAAUAUUUUUGAAGUGCUAAUCUGCUUUUCAAAUCAGGAAUUCUGUUACCGUACUUUGAAAGAAUAUAAUUUCUUAAAACAACACAAUGGGAUUAUAGCUGAAGGGCCUCUUGAUAAUGAUGCUUUCAAAUUUCUAACAUGUAAAGAAAAACUAGGUGUAUCCAGUUCAGGAAGAUCUUACAAACAAGGUUUCAUAAAAGCUUGAUAUGAGUUUGUCAGAUUCUGGUAGUGCUUCAGUAAAAAGCAAUCCAUUAUAAUUUCCUAGAGGCUUGGCAAAUGUUUGUUCAUUACAAGAUCAGAAUUUCUGGUGUGUGUGUCAGUUACUAAAGACAGUGGGUUAGCUUUAAUAAAAUAUGCUCUACCAAAAGGGAAAAUAAAAACUAGACAUAAAUUGUAUAGGUGGGAUAUCAGAUUUGUGGUAUGAGUAUGAAUGUUUGUCUUUUGUAUAUUCAGGUGGGAAAUGUCAAUUUAUUGCUACUUCUGUAGGAUACUGUUAAUAAUGAAUGAUCAAAUUGUUAUUAUCUGGUAAUGGUCUAGCUGGUUUUUGCCCUACAGUGUUUGAUUGGAAAUGGAAGUUCAGUGUCAAAAUAAAAUCUAAAAACAA
Varanus komodoensis (Komodo dragon) is the source of this 1961-nucleotide messenger RNA. It is a transcript of the gene SOD2, whose product is annotated as superoxide dismutase 2. Gene Ontology annotation, cellular component: mitochondrion. Gene Ontology annotation, molecular function: metal ion binding; superoxide dismutase activity. Gene Ontology annotation, biological process: superoxide metabolic process. Bases 500 to 1192 code for a protein of 230 amino acids. NCBI's taxonomy places the organism in Eukaryota, Metazoa, Chordata, Lepidosauria, Squamata, Varanidae. The record is from RefSeq and is a predicted model, not a curated record. The transcript is spliced from 5 exons.